Molecule: messenger RNA, 1652 nt
Organism: Andrographis paniculata
Lineage: Eukaryota; Viridiplantae; Streptophyta; Magnoliopsida; Lamiales; Acanthaceae
Product: F-box/kelch-repeat protein OR23
Exons: 2
Coding region: 270-1508 (412 amino acids)
Molecular function (GO): protein binding
Source: RefSeq, a predicted model, not a curated record
GCAGAUCGGAUCUCUCUCUCUUUCUCUCUUGGUCAGUCAAACACUAAUUCUUGCUGAUCAAGGAACCGCCAUUGAUUUCUAUUUCAUUUAUUUCCAUCACUCCGAUCAUCUCAUCCCAUCCCAUCCCAUGGACUUUGACAACCCCUAAAAUUAAAAAUCUUCUCCUGCAACACCACCACCUGUACAUAUGAUAUGAUGUAUAAGAUUAUCGCUUGUUUCGCGUCCUGAAAAUUUUUAGGUUGUUGGUUUGGCUGAUUGAUUGAAGAAGAAUGGCGCCGCCUUCGUCGUCGUCGUCGACGGACGAAUUCGGAAUGCAAACCCUAACCCUAACCCUUAUCCCGGGCCUACCCAACGAUCUGGGAGCAUUGAUUCUAGCUUUCGUACCCUAUUCCCACCAAUCUCGCCUCAAAUCCAUUUGCAAAUCGUGGAGGCGUUUCUUCUCUUCAAGAGCCCUAAUUUCCCUCCGUCAAACCUAUGUCGUUCCGCCUCAAUUGCUCUGUAUUUUCCGGCAGGAUCCGUCGAUUUCCUCACCGUACCUCUUCGAUCCUAGGAACCAAUCGUGGUGCCCCCUGCCUCCCAUGCCCUGCAAUCCCCACGUCUACGGCCUCUCGAAUUUCAUCUCCGUCUCCGUCGGCCCGCAUCUCUACGUCCUCGGCGGUUCCCUCUUUGACACCCGUUCGUUCCCCCUAGACCGCCCUUCGCCGUCUUCGUCCGCCUACCGUUUUGAUUUCUCCACGUUCACGUGGGAUUCCUUGUCUCCGAUGAUCACCGCACGCGGCAGCUUCGCCUGCGCGGCGGCUCCGGAGUGGGGUAAGAUUGUGGUGGCCGGGGGCGGGUCCCGGCACGCCAUGUUUGGGGCAGCGGGGAGUAGGAUGAGCUCGGUGGAGAUGUAUGAUAUAGUCAAGGAUGAGUGGGUGGCGUUGGAUGGCUUGCCAAGGUUUCGAGCGGGUUGCGUUGGAUUCUUCAUGGGGACAGAGUUUUGGGUGAUGGGUGGGUACGGGGAGUCAAGGACAGUGUCAGGUGUGUUCCCGGUGGAUGAAUAUUAUAAGGAUGCGGUGGCCAUGGAAUUAAAGAAUGGGGGGAAGUGGAGGGAGCUUGGAGACAUGUGGGAGGAUGGCGGCAGACGUAAGCUUGGGAAAAUUGUUGUGGUUGAGGAUGUCUAUUGGGAUGCAUCUCCAGGAAUUUUCAUGCUUGACAGGAGUGAAAUAUUCAGGUAUGACAGGAGUUGUAAUCGAUGGGAAAAGGAGACGAGCAUGCCCAGAAAGGCUUCGGACGAUGGGUCAGUGGGGUUUGUUGGGAUAGAUGGGGAGCUGCACUUGUUUAUCCUUGUGAAUUCAAGCGAGCCAGCAGAAGGGCGACGAUCAAGAUCGCAUAAUAAGAGGUCGGCAACUCUUUUAAUACAGAUAUAUGAUCCUAGGAAGAGAUCGUGGCGAUCAGUGAUGGCAAAACCUCCGUUUCAUCAGCCCAUAGAUUUUAGAACAGCUGUGAUGAGCACCAUUAGGCUCUAGGUUUGCUGCUGUUCUACCACCGGUAUAUAAUAUUUCAUAGUAUAUCGUAUUCAUAGGGUGGCAGAUAUGGAUAUAUGAUAGAGAUUGGUAUUAGAUGUAAGUAUGUUGUACAUGUUGAUGCAAAGUAUUUAUUGUUCAUUUAUA